AUGGCGCCUGCACACGCUCUGUAUACGGGGUCCCAGCCUAGCCCUUACAAAGAUACAGUCCCUGGUCUUUGGGACAAUGGAAGGAAGAGUGGUAUUGAAACAUUUUGUGAUUUUUUUGGAAAAGAUAAUGGCUAUGAAGGCAUGGUGGCAGACAGUCCUUACAAAUACAACAUGACAUUUAUUUACCCCUUCUUCACCAGAGGCAGACCUUUCCCACUGCAAUUGCUUUUCUUUGGCACAUUAUUCUGUAUCUAUAACGGCUUCCUCCAGGGGUACUACCUGAUUUACUGUGCUGAAUAUCCAAACGACUGGUGCACCGACAUCAGAUUUACAUCAGGCCUCCUCUUAUUUCUGCUGGGAAUGGGAAUCAACGUUCACAGUGAUCUCUUGCUGCGCCAGCUGAGGAAGCCUGGGGAAGUCACUUACAAGAUUCCUCAAGGGGGACUGUUCACCUAUGUUUCUGGAGCCAACUAUUUUGGAGAAAUUGUGGAAUGGUUUGGUUUUGCCAUAGCAACCUGGUCCCUACCAGCCUUCGCCUUUGCCUUUUUUACUCUUUGCUGCAUUGGGCCACGUGCUUAUCACCAUCACAGGUACUAUCUCAAGACAUUUACGGACUAUCCAAAAUCAAGGAAAGCCUUGAUUCCUUUUGUUUUUUAA
Molecule: messenger RNA, 657 nt
Organism: Nipponia nippon (crested ibis)
Lineage: Eukaryota; Metazoa; Chordata; Aves; Pelecaniformes; Threskiornithidae
Source: RefSeq, a predicted model, not a curated record